AUGCUAAGCUAAAUCAUAAAUUAAAAUGACUCCUUUCAAUUAAAUCCAUCUAACCUUACCAAAAUCGAUAUUUUACAAAAAACAUUUUUGAGAAAACUUAAGUUUUUAAAACAACGAUUUAUUUAAUACCUUAGCAGUAAAAACUGUCAUUAAAUAAAUAAAUAAUCCAUCACUAUUGUAAAAUAUUGCGAGGAUUUUGUGAGGAAAUCCCUAAAUGUUAUUGUUCUUGUAUCUAGUAAUAUAUAAUUAGUAUUUUUUAAAAAGUAGGUAAUAAAAAUAGAAAAUCUCUGCUAUGCCAUGAUCUCUCCUUCCAAUCCUAAAAGAAAACAAAAACUAAAUGAAAGAAAUAAAAAAUUAAUAAAAAUAAAAUUUAAAAAAAUACAAAUAAAUUUAAAUUUCAAAUAAAUAAAAUAAAAAAACAAAUAAAUAAAUAAUAAUAAAAAAAUAAAUAAGAAAAAUAAAAAAUAAAUAAUUAAAAAUUGA
This is a messenger RNA of Tetrahymena thermophila SB210, 483 nucleotides long. RefSeq lists its product as hypothetical. The transcript has a single exon. Lineage: Eukaryota; Ciliophora; Oligohymenophorea; Hymenostomatida; Tetrahymenidae. The record is from RefSeq and is a predicted model, not a curated record.